ACAUCGCGGGAGCGCAGGACAAGUGGCAUGCACGCUUUAACCUCCCUGGCGGUGUUCCCUAGUGUAGCUCGGGGUAAAGUUUCAGUACCACAAGCAGUAACCCCGAGCUACACUCGGGAAUACCCUGCAGCGUUGCUCCGGGAUCUCUUCUUCACUUACCUUGUCCUGCGCUCCCACAAUGUCCCCCCUGCAGUGUCCGUGGCAAUGUCCUCUGGUGGAUACCAGCAUCUGUCUUCCGGGUUCCGGUCCCUGCGAUGUCAGGACGUACGGGGGACGGAACUGGUGGGAGAUUUUAAAAAUUUUAAAAGU
Staurois parvus is the source of this 309-nucleotide messenger RNA. Lineage: Eukaryota; Metazoa; Chordata; Amphibia; Anura; Ranidae. The record is from the annotation of a GenBank genome assembly.